Xiphias gladius (swordfish) is the source of this 3774-nucleotide messenger RNA. It is a transcript of the gene aars2, whose product is annotated as alanyl-tRNA synthetase 2, mitochondrial (putative). The transcript has 23 exons. The record is from RefSeq and is a predicted model, not a curated record. Gene Ontology annotation, biological process: alanyl-tRNA aminoacylation; tRNA modification. Gene Ontology annotation, molecular function: alanine-tRNA ligase activity; nucleic acid binding; aminoacyl-tRNA deacylase activity. NCBI's taxonomy places the organism in Eukaryota, Metazoa, Chordata, Actinopteri, Istiophoriformes, Xiphiidae. Gene Ontology annotation, cellular component: cytoplasm; mitochondrion. Bases 587 to 3547 code for a protein of 986 amino acids.
UCUCCAACAUAUGUUUUAAUCAUAAAGUGUUACCUCAGUUUCCAGAAUGCGAGGCCCCCUCUGAGGCCCCCCGAUCUAGGGCCUCUAUGAUAACACAUAGUCUACCUCUGCAUAUUUAACUGUACACCUCAUUUGUUUUUCUAACAUUUACAACUUUGGAUUCCUUUUAAAUAUUUGCUUUAUUUAGAUUUGAUUUUGAUUGUAUUUUUCUUUUGCUAGUCAUUGUUUUAGUUUUGUCAUUUUCUUAUUUAGCUCAUUUAAUUUUCGUUAACUCGUAUUUCAUUUACUGUGGUUUUGUUUUUAUAAAUUGGGCACCUCAAUGGGCAGCCGAGGUUAUUUAGGGGGGCAGGUGUAGGACCAGCAUGUACCUGGGUGGGCCUGUGGUUUUGUACCAGAGCUAGAGAGGCAGCAGGGAACCUGAUGGCUUCGUUCUUUAGCCUGCGUGAACCACAUCUCCUCGGUGCAACAGUGGCCUUUUGAUUUUAUGUUGGAUUGAAGUUUGUUUGAAGACGAGCAGCCACUACAGCAGGUUCGGUCUGGGUCUGUCUCCGGGUCUGUCAGAGUUUGAUCCGGGUCCGUGGUCCAGAUGUUCAGACUUCUCUCCCGGAGGCUCCGGCCGGUCAGCGGUCCGGCGGGCCUCCUCUCCGCCCGCUCAGCUCGCUCCUUCGGCGGCUGUCCUCCGGAGCUUCCCGCUGCCCGGGUCCGGAGCACCUUCCUGGACUUCUUCCGGCAGAAACACGGACACCUGCUGGUCCCGUCCUCCACGGUCCGGCCCAGAGGAGACCCCAGCCUGCUGUUCGUCAACGCCGGCAUGAACCAGUUUAAGCCGAUCUUCCUGGGGACGGUGGACCCUCGCAGUGAGAUGGCCUCGUACCGCAGAGUGGUCAACAGCCAGAAAUGUGUCCGAGCCGGAGGGAAACACAACGACCUGGAGGACGUGGGCCGAGACGUCUACCACCACACCUUCUUCGAGAUGCUGGGAAACUGGUCGUUUGGAGACUACUUCAAGGAAGAGGCGUGCUCGAUGGCGUGGAGCCUCCUCACAGAGCAUUAUGGGAUACCUGCAGACAGACUGUAUGUGUCUUAUUUUGCUGGAGACGCAGCGUCAGGUCUAAAAGCUGAUGAGGAGACUCGACAGAUCUGGUUAGACAUCGGGGUCCCCUACAGUCGCCUCCUGCCAUUCGGCCUGAAGGAGAACUUCUGGGAGAUGGGGGACUCGGGCCCCUGUGGUCCCUGCACUGAGAUCCACUACGACCACGUUGGGGGACGAGACGCUGGAACGCUGGUCAACGCUGACAGUCCUGAUGUGGUGGAGAUCUGGAACCUGGUCUUCAUGCAGUAUAACAGGGAGGUGGACACCAGUCUGCGGCUGCUGCCCCAGUUCAGUGUGGAUACUGGGAUGGGACUGGAGAGACUGGUGACCGUCCUGCAGGGAAAAAGAUCAAACUACGACACCGACCUGUUCACCCCCCUGCUCCACGCCAUCCAUCAGAGAUCGAAGGUGGGGGCGUACGGUGGCAGGACGGGUGCAGCAGACCAGGGAAAGUUGGACAUGGCGUACAGGGUGGUGGCCGACCACAUCCGUACUUUAUCAGUCUGCAUCGCUGACGGAGUUCAUCCAGGCAUGUCAGGAGCCGAGUUGGUGCUGAGGAGGAUUUUACGGCGGGCGGUGCGCUUCUGUGUCGAGGUCCUUCAGGCUCCUCAGGGAGCACUGGCCAGCCUGGUUCCUACUGUCACCCACAUCCUGGGCGACGUGUAUCCAGAGCUCCACAGGGAGGCAGACCGGAUCAUGGACAUCAUUAAUGAGAAUGAGGCUCAAUUCCUGUCGUCUCUGCAGCAGGGCAGCAGGCUGAUCCACCGCACACUCAACAGAAUGGACUACAAACAUGGAGUCUUCCCCGCCUCGGUGGCCUGGUCUCUGCACAGGGACCUGGGUUUUCCUCUGGACCUGGUGGACCUGAUGUUGGAGGAGAGAGGAGUCCAGGUGGACCGUCAGGAGCUGGACCGACUGAUCGCUGAGAACCAAAAGGUGGCGUCUGAUCUGCAGUCAGGUGUUCAGUCUCAAGUGAUGUUGGACGUCCUCAGCCUGGCAGAGCUGCAGCGUCUCGGGGUUCCUCACACUGACGACAGCCUCAAAUACCAGUACAGACUGGAACAGGAUCGAUACGUGUUCCCAGCAUGCCAUGCGACAGUCCUGGCUCUGUAUGACGGUGAGGCUCUGGUGUCAGAGGUCACUGAGGGUCAGCGCUGUGGGGUCGUCCUGGAUAAGACCUGUUUCUACUCUGAGCAGGGGGGGCAGUCACAUGACCAGGGCUACUUCACCCGGGACGGACUGCAGGACUUGCUGUACCCUGUGGAGGAGGUGGUCCUGGCGGGGGGGUACGUGGUCCAUCAGGUGACUGCAGCUGACAGUCUGAAGACUGGAGACCAGGUCCAGCUACACCUGGACCAGGUCCACAGAUUGUCCUGCAUGGUGAAACACACAGCGACUCACAUCCUGAACUUUGCUCUGAGGACAGUUCUGGGUCCUUCAGUUCAGCAGAGAGGAUCUCAUGUAUCAGCUGACCGCCUCCGCUUCGACUUCAGUGUCAAGGGUUCUCUGAGUGUCUCUCAGCUGCAGCAGGUGGAAAGGUGUGUUAACAACAUCAUCUCAGCCAAUCAGAUCGUCCACAGCCAGGAGCUUCCUCUGCAGAGAGUCAGGAGCAUCGCUGGACUGAGGACCGUGGACGAGAUGUAUCCUGACCCUGUCCGGGUGGUGUCGGUGGCGAUCCCGGUGUCUGAGCUGCUGGACGAUGAGACAGAUAGGCAGACGUCUGUGGAGCUCUGCUGUGGAACUCACCUGCUUCAGACCGGAGCGAUAGAGGAUCUGGUGAUCGUCUCCGAGAGACAGAUGGUGAAAGGAAUCAGUCGGAUCAUCGCUGUGACGGGACAGGAGGCAACACGGGCUCGGGAUGCAGGUCAGGUUUUGUCUCAGGAUGUGGACUCUCUGUCAGCCAGACUGACAGGCUCCCCCCCCUCUUGUCUUGACUCCGCUCAACGUCUCGCCAAGGAGGUCGGGGUCCUCUCUGAUGCUGUAGAUAACACCCCCAUCCCUCAGUGGCAGCGCAGAGAGCUGCAGAGUCGACUCAAAGCUCUGCAGAGGACCAGUAACACCACCGUCAGGAAAAUGGAGACUAGAGAGGCUGCAGGUAGAGCUCAGGCUCUGCUGGAGAAGAACGGCAGGAAGGAUCUGCUGGUGGACUCGGUGGAGACGGACUCUCUGUCGGUUGUGAUGAAAACGGUGAACCAGCUGAGCUCCAUCUCUCCUCUGAGUCAUGUGAUGCUGCUCGCUCACCAGGGGCAUUCUGGGAAGGUUCUGUGUGCCUGUCAGGUUCCCAAGGUCUUGACGUCUCUCUCGGCCUCCGAUUGGGCGGUUGCGGUGUGUCGUCACCUCGGGGGGAGCGCUGGGGGCUCAGCGCUGGUCGCCAAAGGAACAGGAAGUAGCAGUGACAUCGCUGAGGCUUUAAAGUGGGCGGAGGAGUUCGCCCGCCGGAAAAUACAGCAGUGAUGUCGCUGGGAUGUCGCAGCGCCUCCUGGUGGAGGCUGUACCAUUGUUGUCAGAAUGGACCGCACUAAGGUACAGGUGACUGUAAGCCCCACCCACAGCUGCAGCCCGCCUCUUCUCAUUGGACAACAGUCUCAGGGGUGAAGGUUUAUUAUUUAAAACAGAUAUUUUAUAGUUUUAAACUGAACAUUUCUUUGUUUUAAAAGAAAUAAAAACAUCUCGACUCACAA